AUUUUCUCGUUAGUAUCUUCUUCCUAAAAGUAAGAGCGUGAAAGAAUAAAAAAAAGAAAAAAAACCAAAAAUGGGAAUGUAAAAAUGAUUGGGCAAACCCUAAGUUCCCAAAUCAGAAUCUUAUUCAUCCAAUUCGAUCAAAUUGAAUCCAAUUUCGUUAGGGAUCUUAAGUAGUUGAUCGAAUUUGUGGUUAAAACUGGUAAAAGAAGAAGAAGAUGCCUGCAACGGGAGAUCUAGACCACCAGAUAGAACAUUUGAUGGAAUGUAAACCAUUAACAGAAGCAGAAGUAAAAGGUUUAUGUGAACAAGCUAGAGCUGUAAUUGUCGAAGAACGGAAUGUGCAGCCUGUUAAAUGCCCAGUUACUGUUUGUGGUGAUAUACAUGGUCAAUUUCAUGAUCUUAUUGAAUUGUUUCGUAUUGGUGGUAAAUCUCCUGAUACUAAUUAUCUUUUCAUGGGGGAUUAUGUAGACCGUGGAUACUAUUCAGUGGAGACAGUCACACUGUUAGUGGCCUUAAAAGUCCGUUAUAGAGAUAGAAUUACAAUUUUAAGAGGAAACCAUGAAAGCCGGCAAAUAACUCAAGUGUAUGGUUUUUAUGAUGAGUGCUUGAGAAAAUAUGGAAAUGCAAAUGUUUGGAAGUAUUUUACUGACCUCUUUGACUAUCUACCCCUCACAGCUCUUAUUGAGAGUCAGGUGUUUUGUUUGCAUGGUGGACUCUCCCCAUCCUUGGAUACAUUAGACAAUAUUCGGGCUUUAGACCGUAUACAAGAGGUUCCCCAUGAAGGACCUAUGUGUGAUCUUUUAUGGUCUGAUCCGGAUGACCGAUGUGGGUGGGGAAUUUCUCCUAGGGGAGCUGGCUAUACAUUCGGGCAGGACAUCGCAGCUCAGUUCAACCACACCAAUGGACUAUCCUUAGUCGCAAGAGCCCAUCAACUUGUGAUGGAUGGUUAUAACUGGUGUCAGGAAAAGAAUGUGGUUACGGUGUUCAGUGCACCGAAUUAUUGUUACCGGUGUGGGAAUAUGGCAGCAAUACUUGAGAUUGGGGAAAACAUGGAUCAGAACUUCCUUCAGUUUGACCCGGCUCCUCGACAAGUUGAACCAGACACCACUCGCAAGACUCCAGAUUACUUUUUGUAAUCAGAACUGACUUAAGGUGUCACCAUCUCUUUUUCUAUUUUCCCUUUCCCCCCUCAUAUGUUACAUGUAUCUAAUGAUUCUAUUACACUAAUUGCAAAACUUUUAGGCUGACAUAUUGCAAUUA
Papaver somniferum (opium poppy) is the source of this 1260-nucleotide messenger RNA. RefSeq names its product serine/threonine-protein phosphatase PP2A-2 catalytic subunit. The transcript has 6 exons. The record is from RefSeq and is a predicted model, not a curated record. Gene Ontology annotation, biological process: mitotic cell cycle; peptidyl-serine dephosphorylation. Gene Ontology annotation, molecular function: protein serine/threonine phosphatase activity. The coding region runs from base 216 to 1136 and encodes 306 amino acids. Lineage: Eukaryota; Viridiplantae; Streptophyta; Magnoliopsida; Ranunculales; Papaveraceae. Gene Ontology annotation, cellular component: cytoplasm.